AUGGCUAGUGAAACACCAAGAUUAGAUCCAACUGAAAUUAAAGAUAACAGUUUCCCAGUAUUCAGAUUGAUUGGCCUAGUCACUUCACAACCUACUGAAUCUGCGUUGACUUUAAAGUCUCCUACUAAGGAUGGUGAAAUGAUAUCUUUAACUAACAUCAGAGUCUCUAUGAAUAAGCAAUUCGAAGUCGAUGCUUGGUACGAAUUUGUGUGCAGAUCAAGUGAUAAUGGUGAUAUUGGAUUUUUAAUAUUAGAUGCCGUCAAAUGUAUACUAGAAGAAAAUGAAACUAUAAGUAUUGACGGAAUAGUGGCAUUACAACAACUCUCCAAAAAAUUUCCAGAGAUAUAUUGA
This is a messenger RNA of Tetrapisispora phaffii CBS 4417, 351 nucleotides long. It is a transcript of the gene RFA3, whose product is annotated as Rfa3p. The record is from RefSeq and is a predicted model, not a curated record. Bases 1 to 351 code for a protein of 116 amino acids. Gene Ontology annotation, cellular component: nucleus. Gene Ontology annotation, molecular function: DNA binding. Lineage: Eukaryota; Fungi; Ascomycota; Saccharomycetes; Saccharomycetales; Saccharomycetaceae. Gene Ontology annotation, biological process: DNA recombination; DNA repair; DNA replication. The transcript has a single exon.